Molecule: messenger RNA, 2234 nt
Organism: Bombina bombina (fire-bellied toad)
Lineage: Eukaryota; Metazoa; Chordata; Amphibia; Anura; Bombinatoridae
Exons: 8
Coding region: 147-1550 (467 amino acids)
Biological process (GO): intracellular distribution of mitochondria
Cellular component (GO): cytoplasm
Molecular function (GO): mRNA binding
Source: RefSeq, a predicted model, not a curated record
AAAUCCUCUUUCUUUGCCUAGUGGAUGCCAAAAGCAGAGAGGUGAUUCAGAACGCGUGCAAGGCUGUCGGAUCUAUCAGCGAUACUUCCUUUGACAUUCGGUUCAAUCCGGACAUCUUCUCACCAGGUGUGCGCUUUCCUGAAGGGAUGCAGAAUGAGAUUCACAAUCAAAAGCAAUUGUUAAAGGAUGCGGCUGCCUUUGUGUUGACCUGCCAAAUCCCUUGUUUGAUUAAGGACUGUCUUGACCAUAAUGUUGUACCAAUGGAUGGAGCCACUUUGGCAGAAGCAAUGCACCAGCGAGGGAUCAACAUGAGAUACUUGGGGAAAGUUCUUGAGGUUGUUACUAAGUUUCCAGUCCCAUCCCAGCUAGAUCAUGUCCAGAAAAUUUUAAUUAGUGAGCUGAUUACUAGAUCUGCUAAACAUAUUUUCAAGACCUACCUCCAGGGCGUAGAACUUUCUGGUUUAUCUGCCGCAAUCAGCCAUUUCUUAAACUGCUUCCUCAGCUCUUUCCCUAACUCCGUAGCUCACCUCCCUGCUGAUGAACUGGUCUCCAAGAAAAAGAACAAAAAGCGCAAGAACCGGAACCUCAGCAGCACCGACAACACAGCCUGGGCCAGUAUCACCCCUCAGGAGCUCUGGAAGAGCAUUUGUACAGAAGCAAAAGCUUACUAUGAUUACACUCUGGAGUGUGACAAUGUGGACCACGCUGUGGAGAUGUACAAUCUACAGAAAAUUAGUCUUCUCAGAGAAAUAUGUGUCAAGGCUGGAAUCCAGCAUUGGUUGCAUUUGACUGUCUCGGCCUGUCAGUUUGAGCAGGAGAUGGAAGAAAAAUGCAGAAUAAUAGAAGCUAAAUACAAUGAAAAGGAGCAACUGAACUCGGCACUGAAACUGGAGCUCUGUCACCGUGAGAAACGAGUGGCAACCCUGAGAUCCAAGCUAAGAGACAAAGAAAGGAGGUUCCUGGAUGAGCUAAAAAGGAGGAGUCACAGAGUGACCAUCUUAAAUACAGAACUGCAAAAGCAGACAGAGUCUGCGGCCUACUUAUCCUUCCAGCUGCACAUUACCAAACAAAAACUGCACAGCCCACAGCAUUCUUGUCAUGAGGCCUACAGACCUCCCGAUUUCACAGUACCUAGACAACCUCAUCAUGAAGGAAAAGUGAAACGAAGAACUCAUAAAAACCACAGUGCUUGGAGGCAGACUUCAGAGAAUCCUUCAGGCAAGGAUCUUUGUAGAGACACCUGUCUAAGAGAGAGGAUGAGCAGCUUUGAUGAUGUGGAAGCCAUGCCAGACCCUGCACUAUUUUUAUACCCAAAAAGGUAUAUGCAUAGUCAAAGACAGAAAUCAGAACCAAAGUCACACAGCCUCAAAAAAACUGGUUCAGGGCAUGCUGAUGGGGUUGUUGAACUUAGCACUCAAUGGCCUGAUAAGCUUUUAAAAGAAAAUGAUGAUACAUCAUCUACAAUUCCAGUUGUCAAAGCCAAGCUACCAAAAAGUGAAAGAGGAAAGCGUCGGGUUGUGCCCCGGCAAAAUUCUAGAGAUUCAGAGUAACACAAAAGAAAACAACAUAAACUACUACUUGUUCUGAGUAGAGCACUGGAAAACGCACUAGUUAAAGUGAUGCUGAAAGACAAAAUAAAUACCUGUCACUUCUGAUAACCCCACUUUUAUAAUCCCUGUCCGCUCAAUUUAAUUAGAUUAGUGUCUUCCUAGUUUUGUUGUGUUUCUUCUGCAUUGAAAAAUAGAAAAUAUAUAUUCUGCCUAUGAAAAGCAAUCUUCUUCAGAUAUUUAUCUUUUUUUUUUAAUUAAGUCUAUUUUUCUUAAGCUCUCAGUAGUCUCACUCGUGCUGAGAUUAUUGUAUCACCCUGCAUGUAAUGCAGACCACCUAAUGGCAGAGUAUAUUGACCUUGCAGAUCAUUUAUAAAUAUACUUUUAUGCUUAUGCAAAUGGAAAAAAGACUGACCAGUAUCCUAUGCAGUUCAUUGCGCCUCACCCAGUGUGGCACUGUCGCUGUUGUAAUUACAUACAGCUUCAAAACAAAUUAUUUUAAGUCAAUGUAGUUGUCACUGUAAUCAUUUUUGCUGCUGCUAAAAUAUUCUGAAAAUGGCACAGCAGUGGCGCAACAAAUAGGAGAAAAAGCCUGUUUAAUGAGUCCCAAAAAUAAAGGUGUCCGUGGAGAGAAUUUUGGACAAUACACAAGCAACAAUUGUAGAAAAUUAGCAGUUUGCAGGAUGU